Messenger RNA from Mastomys coucha (southern multimammate mouse), 1453 nucleotides. It is a transcript of the gene Dimt1, whose product is annotated as DIMT1 rRNA methyltransferase and ribosome maturation factor. The transcript is spliced from 12 exons. The record is from RefSeq and is a predicted model, not a curated record. Gene Ontology annotation, cellular component: mitochondrial matrix. Gene Ontology annotation, molecular function: rRNA (adenine-N6,N6-)-dimethyltransferase activity. Gene Ontology annotation, biological process: rRNA methylation. Lineage: Eukaryota; Metazoa; Chordata; Mammalia; Rodentia; Muridae. The coding region runs from base 382 to 1323 and encodes 313 amino acids.
GGGAAGUCGUUGUUCCAGACCAAACUCCAAAAUCCGGCGACUAAAGGGGCUGGAGCCAGCCUUGCCUCCGGAGGAGCUCACCGGAGACUACAAUUCCCAGCAGCCACUGGGCUCGAGCCGGCCUUGCCCCGGGAGGAACUCAUGAGAGACUACAAGUCCCAGUGGUCACUGGGCUCGAGCCGGCCCUCUCAAGGGAGGAACCCAUAAGAGACUACAAUUCCCAGCAGCUACUGGGCUCCAGCCUGCCGCUGACUGGGUGAGUCGGUGAUUGCAUUGGGAGGGGAAGUGAACCACUCCGGCGCUUGGUCGUGACGGCGACUGACAGCGACUUCCACGAGGUUCCCGGCUGUUUUCGCUUGGCCCAGGGACUUCUCUGAGAAGAUGCCGAAGACCAAGUCCGCAGCGAGUAGCCGCCGGCGGGAUCGUCAGGAGCAGCACCGGGAACUGAAGCGAGCUGGAGGACUCAUGUUCAACACAGGGAUCGGACAACACAUUUUGAAAAAUCCUCUAAUUGUUAACAGCAUCAUCGAUAAGGCUGCUUUAAGACCUACUGAUGUGGUGCUGGAAGUUGGGCCUGGGACUGGCAACAUGACGGUCAAGCUGUUAGAAAAGGCCAAGAAGGUAGUUGCCUGUGAACUUGAUCCAAGGCUGGUAGCUGAACUUCACAAAAGAGUUCAGGGCACGCCUCUGGCCAGCAAACUCCAGGUCCUGGUGGGAGAUGUAUUGAAAUCGGAUUUGCCAUUCUUUGAUGCUUGUGUGGCAAACUUGCCUUAUCAGAUAUCCUCUCCCUUUGUCUUCAAGUUGCUGCUCCACCGGCCAUUUUUCAGAUGUGCUAUACUUAUGUUUCAAAGAGAGUUUGCCCUUCGUUUGGUUGCCAAGCCUGGAGAUAAAUUAUACUGUAGACUCUCCAUUAAUACACAGCUUUUAGCACGCGUGGAUCAUCUAAUGAAGGUGGGGAAGAAUAACUUCAGACCGCCCCCCAAGGUGGAAUCCAGCGUGGUAAGGAUAGAACCUAAGAAUCCGCCACCACCCAUCAAUUUUCAGGAAUGGGAUGGCUUAGUUAGGAUCACCUUUGUUCGGAAAAACAAGACACUAUCCGCGGCAUUCAAAUCAAGUGCAGUACAACAGUUGUUGGAAAAAAACUACAGAAUUCACUGUUCAGUACAGAAUACUGUAAUACCAGAAGAUUUCAGUAUAGCAGAUAAAAUACAGCAAAUUCUAACCAGCACAGGUUUUAGUGACAAACGGGCCCGUUCCAUGGACAUAGAUGACUUUAUCAGGUUGCUACAUGGAUUCAAUGCAGAAGGUAUCCACUUCUCCUAGUCAUUUGAAAACUAUUUUUUCAAGACCAAGAAAAAAAAUGGCAUUAUACAAUCCUAAUAUCUGAGAAUACCACUGAUUUUGUUCUACAGGACAUCAUUUACUUUAUAAAUUACUUAAAACUUUUAUACCA